ACAGUUGGUAAACGGGGAGUUUGGGAAGAGGGACAAGCUUUCAAGUUCAAACUCAUCUCCAAAUGGUCAUUGUGUCACAUUUAAAAACUUGACCAAACUGCUUGAAAACAAAUGCACGGGCUUAUGACUUGGGUCAUGUUAAAUUUGAGGAAAAGCUGUAUCCACAUUCACUCAUAUGCCUCCCUCCUUUUCUCUGCAAGUGGAAAAACCCUAACCCUUCUAUCAGGAAUUCAAGGCUCCUGUCACCACUCCCACCUGCAUCAUCCACCUGCUGGCUCUGUAUUGGUACUCUGCUCCAGGACCACAUAGCCCACGCUCUCUGGACUCAGUGCCUCUGACUGGCUUCAGUCCCUUUCUACAGACCAACACCAUUCACCUGCUAAAUCAUUGUUGAUCUGCAUCAGUACUUCAGUUAUCAUCAAUCUAAUCAGCCUGCCAUCUGUGUUUAUUUGGGUUCACCAUCUACUGACUGCAAGUGAAGGACUAAUCCAGGAGCUCCACUGGUUGCAAUGUCUCAAGACAUGGGCUCUGCCUUCAUCCAGGCACAGCAGCUAAAUGCUGCCAUGGCUGACACCUUCCUAGAACACAUGUGUCUACUGGACAUCAACUCUGAGCCCACCACUGCACGCAACACUGGCAUCAUCUGUACUAUUGGACCAGCCUCCCGCUCUGUGGAAAUGCUGAAGGAGAUGAUCAAGUCUGGAAUGAACAUUGCUCGCUUGAACUUCUCACACGGCACGCAUGAGUACCAUGCACAGACCAUCAAGAAUGUCCGUGAGGCGUGUGAGAGCUUUGAACACGGAAGUAUCCAGUACAGGCCUAUUUGCAUCGCUCUGGACACUAAAGGCCCAGAGAUCAGGACUGGCCUCAUCAAAGGAAGUGGCACUGCUGAGGUGGAGCUGAAGAAAGGCAAGAUGAUCAAGAUUACUUUGGAUGAUGACAACAAGGAAAACUGCAGUGAUGAGAUCCUCUGGAUUGACUACAAGAAUAUUACCCAAGUGGUGGAAGUUGGCAGCAAAAUCUUCAUUGAUGAUGGCCUCAUGUCCCUACAGGUUAAGGAGAUUGGCUCUGAUUUCCUCAUGUGUGAGAUUGAGAAUGGUGGCACCUUGGGCAGUAAGAAGGGAGUAAACCUCCCUGGUACUGCUGUGGACCUGCCUGCGGUUUCAGACAAGGACAUCAUGGAUCUGCAGUUUGGUGUGGAGCAGGGAGUCGACAUGAUCUUUGCCUCCUUCAUCCGCAAAGCAGCAGAUGUACAUGCUGUCAGGGCAGUGUUGGGAGAGAGAGGCAAAGACAUUAAGAUCAUCAGCAAGGUGGAGAACCACGAGGGUGUGUGCAGAUUUAUUGAGAUCAUGGAGGCCAGCAAUGGCAUCAUGGUUGCUCGUGGUGACUUAGGUGUUGAGAUCCCCACAGAAAAGGUCUUCCUAGCCCAAAAGAUGAUGAUUGGUCGCUGCAACAAAGCUGGAAAGCCGAUUAUAUGUGCCACUCAGAUGUUGGAGAGCAUGAUCAAGAAGCCCAGGCCGACCCGUGCUGAGGGCAGUGAUGUAGCCAAUGCUGUUUUGGAUGGGGCCGACUGCAUCAUGCUGAGCGGGGAGACCGCCAAGGGAGACUACCCUCUGGAGGCAGUGCGCACACAGCAUGUGAUAGCACGAGAGGCAGAGGCAGCCAUCUUCCACAGACGGCUGUUUGAGGAGCUGAGGAGACACUCCCAAAUAACCAAAGACCCUACAGAGGCUGUAGCUGUCGGAGCCGUAGAGUCAUCCUUCAAAUGCUGCGCUAGCGCCAUCAUUGUUCUCACCGAGACUGGGAGGUCUGCCCACCUGGUCUCAAGGUACAGACCCCGUGCCCCCAUCAUCGCUGUGACCCGUAAUGCCGUAACAGCCCGUCAAGCUCACCUGUAUCGUGGCAUCUUCCCUGUCCUGUACACUAAUCCCACCCAUGAUGUGUGGGCAGAGGACGUAGACAUGCGUGUCAACUUUGCCAUUGAUGUGGGCAAAGCCCGUGGCUUCUUGAAAGAGGAAGAUGUUGUCAUCAUCUUGACUGGUUGGUGCCCAGGCUCGGGUCACACCAACACGAUGCGUGUGGUUCCAGUCGUCUAAAUAACCAAUGGAACUGAGUAUAAUCUUCACUAUAAUUCCACUUAGGGAUUUGUUCAUAUAUUGUUUACUUUCGUGCAAUGUGUUAAUCAAUACGGGGCAAAUGUUGAAAAUUUAAUAAAUUAAGCC
Molecule: messenger RNA, 2222 nt
Organism: Solea solea (common sole)
Lineage: Eukaryota; Metazoa; Chordata; Actinopteri; Pleuronectiformes; Soleidae
Product: pyruvate kinase PKM-like
Exons: 2
Coding region: 510-2096 (528 amino acids)
Biological process (GO): glycolytic process
Cellular component (GO): cytoplasm
Molecular function (GO): potassium ion binding; magnesium ion binding; pyruvate kinase activity
Source: RefSeq, a predicted model, not a curated record